Molecule: messenger RNA, 1191 nt
Organism: Trichosporon asahii var. asahii CBS 2479
Lineage: Eukaryota; Fungi; Basidiomycota; Tremellomycetes; Trichosporonales; Trichosporonaceae
Exons: 2
Coding region: 1-1191 (396 amino acids)
Source: RefSeq, a predicted model, not a curated record
AUGGCGUUCGCAAGUUUAGCGGACGAGCUCGACCUCGACGGGCCCGGUUACGACUACGACGACGAGUACGAGUACGACCGCGGCGUCGGCGUGUCGCUAGCCGAUGAGCUGCUAGACGGGCCAGAUGAUCUGGGACGAGGCGGUGCGAGUAAACUGACGCCAGAACCCGGGCUCGGAUCGCUCGCGGCGGAACUCGACGCCCCGACUCUCGACUACGAGGCCGAACGUCUCGAUGCACUCGAGCCCACGACCCCGACCUCCCCAACAGCACCCACGCUCGCGGUACCAGUACCGAAUGGACACUCGCACUCUGCGCACUCCUCUCCUCGGCGGGCGCCGCCAAGUCCCCUCCGAACACCUAGCUUCUCAAACGGGUAUGCGAACGGGCUGAGCAGCCGGCGCUCGCCGUCCCCCGAGCCCGAGCGCGUAUUCUUAACAGACUUUGAGUCGACACUGGAAGCGACAGAAUCGCUCAUUGCGCGACUGCAAAGCGCGAGCGACGAGGCCGUCGAGCUGGGCCUCGUGAGCCUAGUGGGGAAACUGGGCGAGAGCGAGCGCGCGCGCGAGGACGGGAUUCGAGAACUGACCGUGCUCCUCCGUGAAUUCGAGACGGUGCGGGGCGAGGGACUCGACCUCGACCUGCGGCUGUCUGAACUUGCUGGGCUGGGCGAAAGCAGUCGAGUCGGGUGGACGGGCGAGCCGGACGUCCCGAUCUCCGGCUUCGGGACAAUAGAGGAGGAGGACGAGACGCCGCCCGCGUCCCCUGUCUCACCUACCACGCCGCGAUCCCCAACCACGCCAUUGACGCCGCACACGCCGCACACGCUGCACACGCCGCACCACGCGCAGCGCCGCGGCCUCCUGCCCCGGCACACGGCCGAGCUCGCCGCACACACGCUCUCCCUCAGCGCGUCGUUAGUCUCGAUCCUGGAGAGCGCCAACCUGUCCCUGUCGAGCAUCGCGUCGACGAGUGCGAGGCAGUUAAAGGGCGUGCGUGUGGGGCUGCGCUCGUUCAAGGCGACGCAAGAGCAUGAGGACGAGUGCGCAGAGGGCGUGAGGCGGUUCGAGGCGCUCGAGGAGGCGGGCAAGCGGCCUGAUGCCCGCGAGGAGAUGAGGCGGAUCAUGGAGGGGUUCGAGCGGAGUCUGGAGCAGGCCGAGGAGGAGUGGAACCGCGCCAGGGCCAUGGCAUAG